Messenger RNA from Colletotrichum scovillei, 1539 nucleotides. RefSeq names its product lactose permease. Gene Ontology annotation, biological process: transmembrane transport; carbohydrate transport. The transcript has 6 exons. The record is from RefSeq and is a predicted model, not a curated record. Gene Ontology annotation, cellular component: membrane. The coding region runs from base 1 to 1539 and encodes 512 amino acids. Gene Ontology annotation, molecular function: carbohydrate:proton symporter activity. NCBI's taxonomy places the organism in Eukaryota, Fungi, Ascomycota, Sordariomycetes, Glomerellales, Glomerellaceae.
AUGGGCUUGUUUUCUAAGAAGACGGGAGCAGAGCUGGCCGCAGGGUCGGCUCUUGCAGCUGUUCUACCCGCAAAUCCCAAGCCGUGGUAUUUGACACCUCAUCUACUGAAGUUGAAUCUGUUGCUGCUCGUGCCUCUGUUUUCUUCUGCAUCUGUCGGUUACGAUGGAUCGAUGAUGAACGGCCUGCAAACCCUCCCUCAAUGGCGCCAAUUCUUUGGAAACCCCGAGGGCGCCAUUCUUGGUCUCAUGAAUGCUGUUUACCCUCUCGGCAAAGUUGUAGCACUCUUCGUCGUAACGUACAUCUCGGACAGAUACGGUCGGAAGCUCCCUCUCGUUCUGGGCUUGGCAGCCUGCAUCGGGUUUGCCAUCUUGCAAGGCAUGUCCAAGGACCUUCCAAGCUUCGUCGUCGCAAGAGCUUUGCUAGGCUUCUUCACAACUUUCAUCAGCCAGCCGAGCCCUAUCCUCAUCACGGAAUUGGCUUACCCUACCCACCGAGGCCGAAUCACAGCUUUGUACAACACAUUCUUUUACUUUGGCUCCAUCUUUGCUGCAUGGUGCACCUUUGGAACCUUCAAGAUUGCGUCUACGUGGAGCUGGCGAAUCCCGUCUCUGCUGCAAGGAGCGGUUCCUGUGAUCCAGCUUAUGGGUGUCUACUUCUUGCCCGAGUCCCCUCGCUGGCUGAUGCGCCGUGGUCGUAAAGAUGAAGCCAGAAAGGUCUUCGCCGACUGUCACGCGGGUGGCAACCUCAAUGACCCUCUGGUCGACUUCGAGAUGCGCGAAGUCGAACUCACUUUGGGCGAGGAGGCUGAAGCCAUGUCUCAAUCAUCUUGGCUCGAACUCGUGCGAACUCCUGCCAACCGAAAGCGAACACUGAUUGCCUUCGCAGUGGUCAGCUACUAUCUGAGUCUCGUGCUUAACACUAUCGGCAUCACUGAAGUCAAGGACCAGACUUUGAUCAACGGAAUGCUGCAAAUCUUCAACUGGAUCAUUUCGACCUUCCUCGGAGCGCUCAUGGUGGACCGUUUGGGUCGACGACCCUUGUUCCUGAUCUCCACGGCAGGCAUGCUCGCGAGUUACAUCGCAUGGACCGGGUUGACGUCUCACUUCGUCGCCAGCCGUGACGAAGGAACUGGGAGAGCGGUUGUAGCCUUCAUCUUCAUCUUUUACUUCUUCUACGACAUUGCUUGGACGCCGCUCUUACAAGCCUACCCUGUCGAGAUUUUCCCUUACACCCUUCGUGGUCGCGGCUUGUCGGUCACCUACAUUACUGCCUUCACUGGUCUGAUCAUCGGCAAUCAGGUCAACCCGAUUGCAAUGAAGGCGAUCGCAUGGAAGUACUAUAUAGUCUUUUGCUGUGUCCUGGGAGUCUUGUUCAUUGUGAUUUGGUUCCUUUUCCCCGAGACAAAGGGUCACACACUGGAGGAGAUCCGCGAAGUCUUCGAGGGCAAGCCCGCAAAUGCCAAAGUCGAAGAUAUCGAGGGCCGUGAGGAGGAAGAGACCAAGAAGGAUGGCAAAGUUAAGCAGGUUGAGCUAGCAUAG